Molecule: messenger RNA, 7563 nt
Organism: Alternaria burnsii
Lineage: Eukaryota; Fungi; Ascomycota; Dothideomycetes; Pleosporales; Pleosporaceae
Product: glycoside hydrolase family 3 protein
Exons: 9
Coding region: 1-7563 (2520 amino acids)
Biological process (GO): glucan catabolic process; regulation of DNA-templated transcription
Molecular function (GO): beta-glucosidase activity
Source: RefSeq, a predicted model, not a curated record
AUGGCUACCAUCAACAUAGGAAACGCUAGCCCGACAGAAGAUAUCAGACAGUACGACAUAAAACACGCCGCUAUCCACAUCCAACCGGUGACUCUCGAUACGCCAACAUUGACACCUGCCGCAACACCAGAGGACGCUUCACCGGCAGAAGAAACAAUGGCGGGCAAGAAGAUAUACUCGAUGGAGCGACCGGACGACAGGGCAAGACAACUCGCGGCGAAGCUGACUUUAGAAGAACAGAUCUCACUGCUUGCAGGAGCGGACUUCUGGCGGACAGUAGCCAUACCCGAGAAGGGCAUACCGUCAAUCAAGACAUCUGACGGGCCCAAUGGCGCUCGAGGAGAGUUCUUCACCAACGGCACACCUGCUGCCCUGUUCCCUUGCGGCAUAUCCAUGGCUUCCACGUGGAACGUGGAUAUGAUCGAGGAGAUCGGCCGUCAUCUGGGAGAAGAAUCGAAGGCACGUGGCGCUCACGUAUUGCUUGCACCCACGGUGUGCAUGCACCGAUCCCCUCUCGGUGGCCGCAACUUCGAGUCGUAUUCUGAAGAUCCUUUCCUUACCGGAAAGCUUGCUGCAUCGUAUGUUCGCGGUCUCCAGAGCAAAGGUGUCGCCGCUACGAUUAAACAUUUCCUUGGCAACGAGCAAGAAACUGAGCGACAGGCAUACGAUGCCAUCAUUGCUGAGAGGCCUUUGCGUGAAAUCUACCUGAAACCCUUCGAGAUAGCUGUUCGAGACGCAUCACCAUGGGCGCUCAUGAGUGCUUACAACAUGAUCAAUGGUAUUCACGCUGACGAGUAUGAGCAUUCGAUCAAGGAGGUCCUUCGAGGGGAGUGGAAGUGGAAUGGUGCAAUCAUUUCUGAUUGGACCGGCACAUAUGCGACUGCACCGUCAAUAAGAGCUGGUGUUGACAUUGAGAUGCCAGGACCAUCAAAGUGGCGCAAAGUCGAGCAAGUUAAGGAGUGUUUAGAGAAUGGCGAGCUAACUCAUGGUGAUAUUGAAGAAUCGGCCGCCAGAGUUUUAUAUCUCGUGGAUCGUGUCAAGGGGCUAAACAACAUGACACCCGAAGAGCCAGAGCAGUCUAUCGACAACGUUGAGACACGGAACCUUAUUCUUCAAGCUGGUAUUGAGGGAUUGACGCUUCUGAAGAACGAGAACAAUGUGCUUCCCAUCAAGAACGCGAAGAAGAUUGCGAUGAUCGGGCCGAAUGUCAAGCGAGCUAUCGCCAGUGGAGGGGGAAGUGCAGGUCUCAAUCCCUAUUACAACGUUACCCCUUGGCAAGGCCUUCAAAAUCGAUUCGACGGCGAGAUUACGUUUGCCCAAGGCUGCGACAGCUCCAAAUGGCUACCGCUCGCCUCCCCGUACUGCCAAUCCAAUGGCGAAACCGGUGUGCAACUAGAGUACUACAAGGGCGACAGAUUCGGGGGUGAGCCAGCGGUCAUUCAGCACAAAGUCAGCACAGAUUUGUGGCUGUGGGACUCUGCGCCAAUGGAACUUCUUCCAGACUUCUCCUUUAAAGUCAAGACUACACUCACUCCCAAGUCGACCGGUAACCACAGUUUUAGCUUUGCUUCAGUUGGACCAGGGCGCAUGUUCAUCAAUGGCGACAUUUUCAUUGACAACUGGGAUUGGACUCAAGAGGGUGAGGCUAUGUUCUCUGCUUCAGAGGAUGUACUCAAGUCAAUCCACCUGGAGGCAGGCAAGUCAGUGGAAAUUCUGAUUGAAAGCACCAACGAAGUACGGCCUGCAUCGAAAGUUUCGGUCAUCGGUCGUCGCCACGACUAUGGUGGCUGUCGGAUUGGCUACCAAGAGGAGGACAAGAUAGAUCGUUUGCAAGAAGCUGCUGAUACAGCGCGCGACGCAGAUGUCGCUGUAGUUGUUGUUGGGCUUGACGCCGAGUGGGAAUCAGAGGGUUACGACAGACAAACGAUGGAUCUUCCGAAGAACGGCUCGCAAGAUCGCCUGAUCGAAGCUGUUCUAGCUGCCAACCCACGCACCGUCGUCGUCAAUCAAUCCGGAACACCUAUUACCAUGCCAUGGGUACAGAAGGCACCAGCCAUCCUCCAGGCAUGGUACCAAGGACAGGAAGCCGGAAAUGCUCUUGCGGAUGUACUACUGGGCAAAAGUAGCCCUAGUGGGAAACUGCCAACGACUUUCCCUGUUCGGAUUGAAGACAAUCCUGCGUACCACAACUGGCCUGGCGAGAACUUGAAGACCGUCUAUGGCGAGGGGAUUUACGUGGGCUACAGGCAUUAUGAGCGUUCCAAGAUCGCACCACUCUUUGCCUUUGGACACGGUCUUACAUACACCACUUUCGAAUACAAAACACCAAGCGCUAGCGAUACUGUGCUUCAAGAGGACGGAGAGAUCAUUAUCACGGUACCAGUCACCAACAGCGGCUCAGUAGCGGCGCAUGAGAUUGUUCAGGCAUACGUAAAAGACGUCAAGUCGACACUCCCACGUCCCGAGAAAGAACUUCAGGCUUUCGGCAAGGUAUUCUUGCAGCCUGGCGAAACGAAAGACGUAAUCUUGACGCUCAACAAGUACUCCGUCGGAUACUUCGACACAAGUCUCGGCCAGACAGGUGCUUGGAUUGCAGAGGAAGGAGAAUUUGAAGUGUUGAUUGGUGCCAGCAGUGCUGAUAUCAGGUCGAAACUGAACUUCGAGCGCAUCGUGACGGGUGGCCGCCGUCGCAGGCGGCCGCAGGUGGACAGGGUCAGCAGCAAACAGAGCAGGGCCAAGGACAGGCGUCGCGACCUCUGGGUCCCUAUGGGUGCGUACUCGCCUCCCGCUCUCUCCUCCAUAACAGACACGAUGGGCGAAGAUGCUUCUGAGCUCCUCUUCGCACCACUAUUUGAUUGUAUUCAAGCUGACUUUGCGAGCGAUGACAGGCCAAACAACGCGACUCCACAGGGUCCUCCACAUGCGUCACCCGCACAGGGUUCUGGACCAGUACUCCCACCACCAUCUGGUGGCGGGUAUUACUCGUCAAACGCCGCGACGGCCCACAACCAGAACCUCCCCACACUUCCAGGGCUGACGGCGCAACCUCAGCACUCAUCACCUCACAUGUCCGCCCAACGACCGCCAUCUUCAGACGCGGGAGCGCAGGCUCAACAAGGCCCCCAAGCCCCUCCAUACUCGUUACCGGGCAUAUCGCAAACUCUCCAGCAGCAGCAGCAGCAACAACACUUGCCGACUUCGGAGCAGGCCAGUGCCGACAGAGAGCGCGAGAUGCGCGAACGCGAGACCAGAGACAGAGAGAUGGAUUCGCACGCACUGCACCAGCAAGAAGAGAUUGUCAAGCGCGAGACGGAACAGCGGGAUCGAGAGAUCCAUGAGCGACAGCAGCGCGAGCACGCUGCGCAUCAAAACCACUCAGCGCCAAUCCAAAUACACCAGCCCGUGGCAGUAGCACCAUCGACGCGAACGAUACACGGUCCGAACGGUCUGUUGGGUCAAUCGGGACCCAUGAACGGACCCCUCGCGCCACCCAUGGGUGGUCCCAACCCGAGUGGCCCCAUGUAUGGGAAUGCGCCCGCGCAACAUGAGCAGACUACACCACGCAUGCAGCACGCGGUGCAGGCACCUACCCAGGCUCAGAUGUUGAUGCCUUUCGCCGGCCCUCCUGGAUCUAUGGCCAUGGGUCAGGGACAGCAGCCAAUCCUCAACGAUGCCUUGAGCUAUUUGGACCAGGUCAAGGUUCAGUUCGCAGACCACCCCGAUGUAUACAACCGAUUCCUUGACAUCAUGAAAGACUUCAAGAGUGGUGCGAUUGACACUCCGGGGGUCAUUGAGAGGGUAUCAACUCUUUUCGCGGGCAAUCCGGCCUUGAUCCAAGGCUUCAACACGUUUCUGCCACCCGGUUACAAGAUUGAGUGUGGCACUAACGGUGACCCAAAUGCCAUUAGAGUGACGACGCCAAUGGGUACCAUGGUAUCGACUAUGCCUGCUCCAAGGCCGCUUUCACCGCCACGCAGCAGCGCCGUCAACGGUAGCAACGGUCCCCAACACGAAGGUACUUACUACGAGACUGCUCAGGGACGCCCUUGGCCCCAGCAACAGAGAGUUCAGGGACCUGAAGGACAGGAAUCAAUGUUUUCACCAAGCAACCGCACUCUCGGACAACCUCUGUAUGGGCCGCAGCAGGGCCCGGCACCGCAUUCGCCAGAGGCUACCUCACGUCCUCAUCCUGACCCUGCCGGAUCAGCCGCUGCGCUAGCCCACCAGCAAGAGCAGAGAGGAGUUUCUCAAUUACAGAACGCAGUAUCGGCUGCGACUGGUCGCUCAAUGAUGUCACCGAGUGUUGAUCCAAGUACCUCAUUGCAAGGACAAGCCAUGAAUGGUGCUGCUCAGCUCCCACAGAUGGGUGGGGCGGCAGCUGAGAAGAGAGGGCCUGUUGAGUUCAACCAUGCCAUCAGCUAUGUGAACAAAAUCAAGAAUCGAUUCGCAGCUCAUCCUGACAUCUACAAAAACUUUUUGGAGAUACUACAGACCUAUCAGCGAGAAUCGAAACCCAUCCAGGACGUAUACGCCCAAGUGACCCACCUGUUCGGCGGCGCGCCCGAUCUACUUGAGGACUUCAAGCAAUUCCUUCCGGAAUCGGCUGCUCAGCACAGGGCGCAACAGCAGGCUGCCAAGAAUGCUGCCGAAGACGCAGUCAUGCUCAGCAACGUACGAGGCGAAUCAGGUUAUGGCGCGGCCGCGAACCAACAAACUCCUGGUCGUGCGGAUACAUCUCGACUGCCACCGAUGGGCAACUUUGCGCCUACACCUACCGCGAAUCGCGACAACAAGAGGAAGCGCGACCGACAGGGGCCUGUGGCUGCGCCCAUGCCCCCGUCCAUGCCACAGGAACUACCGACCUCGAACGUUCGCGGCGGUUACAACAACCAGGGAAGCGUCAACAAGCGCGCGAAAACCGGACAUGGCGCAAAGCAGGCAAUUCCCGAUGGUCCACCAGUGUCACCUACUCUGACACCUGCGCUGCCUGAGCCGAUGCCACCGACGACUACUACGUCACCCAACCAAGAUGAGCUUGCAUUCUUUGACCGCGUCAAGAAAUUUAUCGGAAACAAGAACACGAUGAAUGAGUUCUUGAAGCUCUGCAAUCUUUACUCGCAAGAUCUGAUCGACAAGCAAUUGCUGAUUUACCGCGCGGCAUCAUUCAUCGGAGGAAACCAGGAACUGUAUGCCUGGUUCAAGAAGUUCAUGGGCGAAGAUGAAGAGCAACAGAAGACCCGUCCAAAGACUGUAAACUCUCGUGUCUCGCUAUCGAAUUGUCGCAGCCUCGGUCCCAGCUAUCGCCUGCUCCCUAGGCGUGAGCGCGAGCGUGUAUGUAGCGGGCGCGACGAACUGUGCCGAUCGGUCCUAAAUGACGAGUGGGCGUCCCAUCCGACAUGGGCUUCCGAAGAUUCUGGUUUUGUCGCCCAUCGCAAGAACACGUUUGAAGAGGGCUUGCACCGAAUCGAAGAGGAGCGCCAUGACUACGAUUUCAAUAUCGAGGCAUGCAGCCGCACGAUUCAACAGCUUGAACCAAUCGCCAAUCAGCUUCUUACGAUGAAGCCGGAGGAUAGGAAUGGAUUCACGCUACCGCCUGGACUUGGUGGACAGAGCGAAACAAUCUACAAGCGGGUUAUCAUGAAGAUCUACGGCCGCGACAGAGGAAAGGACGUGAUUAAGGAGCUCUUCGCUAUGCCCUGGAGCGUUGUUCCUGUACUUCUUCACAGGCUGAAGACUAAGCUUGAGGAUUGGAAGGCCGCUCAGCGCGAGUGGGAGAAGGUCUGGCGCGAUCAAACGCAGAAGAUUUUCUGGAAAUCCCUGGACCAUCAGAGCAUUACAGUCAAGCAGGCCGACAAGCGACAGUUCCAGCCCAAGUCACUCACAAACGAGAUCCAAGUCCGGUACGAAGAACAGAAGCGACUUCAGCAGAUUCAAGAGAUAUCGCAGCCGGACUACCAAUUUGCCUUUUCCUUCAGAGACGAGGAGGUACUCUUCGACGUAGCUCGAUUGAUGCUCACCUUCGCCGACAACAACAACAGUGCCGACUUUGCCAAAGUUGUGCCUUUUAUCAAAGAGUUCGUUCCUCUAUUCUUUGGCAUAGAUACCGCCAAAUUCGAGCAACGGGUACAGACGUCGGGACGCGAUACACCAAACGAUUCUGGCGAGGACACACCUUCUCCCGACGACGAUGUCUCUCAGCGCUCGCAGAAAGGAAAGAAAGGCGACCUCCGCCGCACCAUUCUCGACCCCAACAACAAGCCACGCAAGGACAAGGAAGACAGCGUUGCGUCGGCGAGUCGGGACAGUACUCCAGAUACAUCCGGCAUGGACGAUGAGGCUGCUGGCGACAGCUCGAACUCCAACCCUCAUGCGGAUCAACCAAAACGUGAAUGGAUAGAAUAUGUUACUACCCCCACGGCUUUUGGCGAUAAGGAGUUCGAACAUGAAGAACCAUACCAACGCGUAGAGUUCAACAUGUACUCGAAUGCUUCCAUCUACUGCUUCUUCCGCAUGUUCGUCAUGCUCUACGAAAGGUUGUUGAAGCUCAAAGAGAGUGAGGAGGAGGUCCGAAAGGUCAUCAAUCGGGCCAAAGAGCCCAAAGCAGCGCAGAAGUUGAAGAUGCUUGACAAGCAGCCUGAAGACUUCUUCAAGGACACAUCGUCAUCAGCGAACUACUAUCAACAGCUGCUCGACAUGUUCACAGAACAGAUAUCUGGCGACGUGGACAUGAACUUCAUCGAGGAGACCCUACGCAGGUAUUAUCUUCAGAUUGGAUGGCAGCUAUACUCGUUCGACAGGCUGCUCAGCUCGCUUGUCCGGUUUGCGCUCGCUGUAGUGAGUCACGAUAACAAGGAUAAGAGCCUUGAUAUCUACAACCUCUUCAGGAAGGACCGCGUCAACGAUACUACAACUCACAAGAACGAGAUUAGCUAUAGAAAGGCGGUCGAGAAGUUUGCCAAGGAUGCUGACACCUACCGUAUCACAUACAACCCCACCAAGAUGGAAGCACACGUACGCCUCUUCAAGAAGGAUGACCCAACCUUUGAGUUCAACACGCUCGACCGAGUGAAGCGCUGGCGAGCAUACGUCGCCUCCUACAUGGCUGUGGAACCCACUGAGGAAGUUGACCUGUCUCGCGUACACUACCCUUACCUUAAGAAGCGCCUGGCCAGAACCGACGACCUCUCAGAGGAAGAACGAUUUGAUCACGUCAAGCAUAGCGACAAGAUCACAGUCUCCAUCAGCCCCUCUGCUUACAUCAUGACCUUCAUCAACAGCGAACCCUUCGGCACUGGUGGCGUUCAGUACUUUGUGCAGCCAGACGCCGUACGCGCGGGCCUGAGUGAGGCUGUACCGAAGCCGACUGAAGAGUACAAGAAGCUCAACGAUGAACGGAGGGAGAGGGUCCAGGAGAUCCUUGUCAGGAACAACAGCUGGAUGAAGGAUCUUAGCCGCGACGAUGUAGAUGCUAAGAAGGCCGCUUUCAAGAAGGAUCUCGAGGAGCCUAGGAAGGUGGCUGAUAAUGAGGAUGUGGACAUGGAUGGCGCGGACGGUUUCGAUUAA